Pungitius pungitius (ninespine stickleback) is the source of this 1035-nucleotide messenger RNA. RefSeq names its product gastrula zinc finger protein XlCGF17.1-like. Gene Ontology annotation, biological process: embryo development; urogenital system development; regulation of transcription by RNA polymerase II. The record is from RefSeq and is a predicted model, not a curated record. NCBI's taxonomy places the organism in Eukaryota, Metazoa, Chordata, Actinopteri, Perciformes, Gasterosteidae. Gene Ontology annotation, molecular function: DNA-binding transcription factor activity, RNA polymerase II-specific; RNA polymerase II transcription regulatory region sequence-specific DNA binding. Gene Ontology annotation, cellular component: nucleus. The coding region runs from base 16 to 891 and encodes 291 amino acids. The transcript has a single exon.
AGAAAAACUGAACAGAUGGAGACAGGAGGUGAUGGAGAGGACUGUGGAGGACCAGAACCAGACCGCAACUCGGGUCCAGCCAGUCCUCCAGAUACUGAUAAGAAAACUGGAGACUCUUCUGAGACUGAGGACAGUGGUGAUUGGAAUGAGACCAGAGAACCUCUGUCUGGUGAAGAGUUUGUCAGUGACUCUAGAUGUAGAACAAGUGAGAAACCUUUGAUCUGUUCUGAAUGUAAGAAAACAUUUGGUUGCAUUCAGAAGCUGAGGAAACACAUGAUGACCCACACAUCAGAGAAACCUUUCAGCUGCUUCGAAUGUGGUAAAUGUUUUGCUGAAAGCGGAAAGCUGAAGAUCCACAUGAGAUGUCACACAGGGGAGAAACCUUUCAGCUGCUUCGAAUGUGGUAAAUGUUUUGCUGAAAGCGGAAAGGUGAAGAUCCACAUGAGAUGUCACACAGGGGAGAAACCUUUCAGCUGCUCACAGUGUGGUAAAUGUUUCACCCUGAGGGGAAAUCUAAAAAUACACAUGAGAUGUCACACAGGGGAGAAACCUUUCAGCUGCUCAGAUUGUGGUAAAGGUUUCACUACAAAUGGAGAGCUAAAGACACACAUGCAACGUCACACAGGAGAGAAACCUUUCAGCUGCUCACAGUGUGGUAAAUGUUUCCCUAAAAGUUCAUAUCUAAAGAGUCACAUGAGAUGUCACACAGGGGAGAAACCUUUCAGCUGCUCACAGUGUGGUAAAUGUUUCACUGAAAGGGGAAAUCUAAAAAUACACAUGAGACGUCACACAGGGGAGAAACCUUUCAGUUGCUCAGAUUGUGGUAAAUGUUUCACUAAAAGUUUUAAUCUAAAGAGACACAUGAGAUUGCACAUGGGAGAAACCUUUUAGCUGCUCAGAGUGUGGUAAAUGUUUCACUAGAAGUAGAGAUGUGAAGAGACGCAUGAGAUGUCAUACGCUGUGUAAAUCUAAAAGUCCACAUGAAAACUCAAAUGAGAAUCCCCUUUAACGUCUUUCCCUAAUUUACAUUACCGU